Debaryomyces fabryi is the source of this 2331-nucleotide messenger RNA. It is a transcript of the gene OPT1, whose product is annotated as oligopeptide transporter. Gene Ontology annotation, biological process: transmembrane transport. Lineage: Eukaryota; Fungi; Ascomycota; Pichiomycetes; Serinales; Debaryomycetaceae. The transcript has a single exon. Bases 1 to 2331 code for a protein of 776 amino acids. Gene Ontology annotation, molecular function: oligopeptide transmembrane transporter activity. The record is from RefSeq and is a predicted model, not a curated record.
AUGGAAAAAAUCAAAAAGGCAUUAUCUAAAGAUCCUGGAGUAGAAAUCGAAAGCAAGAAAGUCAACGAUAUUGAAUCAGUUGAAGUGGACGUAUUAGUGGCAUCAAAAUCUCAAGAAUUUGACCCAGUUACUUCCAACCUUGAGAAAGUUAUUCUUGAUGACGACUAUGCUGCAGUCACUGUCGAAGAUGAUUCACCAUACGCUGAAGUCAGAGCAUCUGUUCCAAGUAGUGACGAUGCUGAAUUACCCCAGAAUACUAUUAGAAUGUGGGUUCUUGGUAUGAUUUUCAAUACUAUUGGUUCGGCUUUAAAUUUGUUGUUUUCUCUUCAUUCUCCACAAAUCAUUCUUACCACUCUUGUUACUUCACUUCUUGCUUGGCCCUUUGGUAUGGCAUGGGCUAAGUUCAUCCCUAAUAUUAAAAUAUUUGGUGCACCUUUGAAUCCUGGUCCAUUUAAUAUUAAGGAGCACACUCUUAUUGUUAUUAUGGCUAACGUCUCCUUUGGUGGUGGUGCUGCGUAUGCAACUGAUAUUUUGUUAUCCCAAAAUAAGUUUUACAACCAGGAUUUUGGAUGGGGGUUUGACUUGCUUGCAAUCUGGUCUACCCAAUGUAUUGGUUUUGCUUUAGGUGGUUUGGCUCGUAGAGUUUUGGUGAACCCUGCUUCUAUGAUCUGGCCACAGAAUUUAGUUACCGUUACGUUCUUAACUAAUUUACACAUCAACCAUAACCACAUCGCUGACGGCUGGAAAAUCUCAAGAUUAUAUUUCUUUGGCUUGAUUGGUAUCUGUUCAUUCCUUUGGUAUUGGUUCCCAAAUUAUAUUUUUCAAGCAUUAUCCUGGUUUGCAUUUCCUACUUGGAUUGCUCCAAAGAAUGUAAUUGUUAACCAAGUUUUCGGUGCUUCUACUGGGUUGGGAUUGAUUCCUAUUACGUUCGAUUGGAAUCAAAUUUCAGGUUAUAUCGGUUCUCCAUUAAUUCCACCAGCAAGUGCUAUUGCGACUAUUCUUUUAUCGAUGGUAACAAUUUUCUGGAUCGUGGUUCCUGCGAUACAUUAUUCUAAUACAUGGUAUGCACAAUAUUUGCCAAUUUCAAGUUCAGGAUCUUACGAUAGAUAUGGAAGCACCUAUAAUGUUUCAAGAAUUAUCAACAAAGCCACAUUAAGUUUCGAUAAAAAGAGUUAUGAAAGUUAUUCUCCUCUUUUCUUAUCAACCACAUUUGCUAUGUCAUAUGGUUUAUCCUUCGCAGCUAUGUUUGCAACAUUGAUGCAUACAGCUUUAUUCCAUGGUAAGGAUAUUAUUAGGCAAUUGAAGCAAAAGGAAAAACCAGACGUUCAUAUGAGAUUAAUGAAACAAAAUUAUAAAGAUGUACCUGAAUGGUGGUUCCUUGUCGUCUUCUUCAUUUUCUUCGCCCUUUCGAUAGUAACCAUCAGAUGUUGGAAUACAGAGAUGCCAGUCUUCGCAUUAAUUGUUGCUCUUUUGAUUGCAAUUCUCUUCUUACUUCCUGUUGGUAUUAUUUUCGCUUUGACUAAUAUUGGUGUUGGUUUAAAUGUUGUGACUGAAUUCAUUAUCGGAUAUAUGGUUCCAGGUAAACCAUUAGCAAUGAUGUUCUUCAAAACAUACGGAUACAUCACAAAUAACCAAGCAGUCACAUUCGUACAAGACAUGAAAUUGGGACAUUAUAUGAAGAUCGCACCACGUCUUUUAUUUACAGCACAAUUCGUCGCCAGUUUGUGGGGUUCCUUAGUUCAAGUUGCCACAUUAAAAUGGGCAUAUGGUAACAUCAAAGACUUAUGUCAGCCAGAUCAGGCAAACAACUACACUUGUCCAAACGGUAAAGUCUUUUUCAAUGCCAGUAUUAUCUGGGGUGUUAUUGGUCCUCAACGUCAAUUUUCGCAAGGCCAGAUUUAUUACGGCUUGUUAUUCUUCUUCGUUGUUGGUGCACUUUUGCCAGUCAUGAACUGGCUCAUCUUGAAAAAAUGGCCUAAUAGUCCUAUUAGAUGGUUGAACUGGCCAGUUUUCUUCUCUGGUACUGGUUACAUCCCUCCUGCAACUCCUUACAACUACUCAGCAUACUGUGCAGUUGGAUUGACCUUCGGAUACUGGAUCAAGAGAAGAUGGUUCCACUGGUGGUCCAAAUACAAUUAUUCCUUAUCUGCCGGUUUAGAUAUAGGUAUGGCUUGGUCCUCUGUUAUCAUCUUCUUGACCAUUUCUUUAACUAAUACUGCUGCACCAAAUUGGUGGGGAAAUAAUGUUCUCGAUUCCACAAUGGAUAUGCAAGGUACUGCCAUCAGACAUCCAUUAGCAGAAGGUGAAUCGUUUGGCCCUUCUUCAUGGUAA